Molecule: messenger RNA, 2133 nt
Organism: Panicum hallii
Lineage: Eukaryota; Viridiplantae; Streptophyta; Magnoliopsida; Poales; Poaceae
Product: protein NPG1-like
Exons: 5
Coding region: 1-2133 (710 amino acids)
Molecular function (GO): protein binding
Source: RefSeq, a predicted model, not a curated record
AUGGCUACGAACCCAGAGGAUGGCGGCGAGGUGGCCCUGGAAGAGGCCACAUCGCCAGCGGAGGUAGAUGUGGAUCCAACUCCACGUGAAAAGGUGGUUGCGCUUCCUCUCGAGGGUGAGGCGUUGAAGGCAACCGGCGGUUGCACCCCAGCUGUUGGCUCUGAGACUUCAUCGCACCCUGAGGGACUCUCCCUUAAUUAUGAGGAAGCAAGAGCUCUCCUUGGAAGACUAGAAUUUCAGAAAGGAAAUGUGGAAGUUGCUCUCCGUGUGUUUGAUGGAAUAGACCUUCAAGCUGCCAUUCAGCAGUUUCAGCCAUCCCUUUCUGAUAAGACACCAUCAAGAAAGGGGAGGACAAAAUCUGAAGUACCCAGUUCUGUGCUGCAAAAUAAUCCUGCUAGCCUUGUUUUGGAAGCCAUUUACUUGAAAUCACUAUCCCUUCAAAAACUAGGGAAAUCUACAGAAGCUGCCAACCAAUGCAAAAGCGUACUUGAUUCUGUUGAAAGUAUGUUCCAGAAUGGCACUCCUGAUAUAGAACAAAAAUUACAGGAAACUGUUAAUAAAUCUGUUGAACUUCUUCCGGAAGCCUGGAAAUAUGCUGGCUCCUAUCAGGAAGCAUUAGCUUCUUACCGGCGAGCUCUUCUUAGUCCAUGGAAUCUUGAUGAUGAAUGCCGCUCCAGGGUUCAAAAGAGAUUUGUCACUUUUCUGUUGCAUGGCAAUAUAGAUUGGAGCCCUCCCAGAAUGGCUCAGCAAAUUGAAGGUUCUUUUCUUCCAAAGAAUAAUGUGGAAGAGGCUAUUUUACUUUUGAUGAUAAUAUUGAGGAAUUGGUACCAAGCCAAGACCCAUUGGGAUCCUUCUGUCAUGGAACAUUUGACUUAUGCCUUGUCACUUUGUUGUGAACCAUUGGUUCUUGCAAAGCAACUUGAAGAGGUUUUACCUGGAAUAUAUCCUCGUACCGAGAGGUGGUGCACCCUAGCACUUUGCUACUAUGCAGCUGGUCAGAAAGAUAUUGCACUAAAUUUUUUGAGGAAGUCUUUAAACAAGCUCGAGAAUCCAAAUGACGUCCUUGCCUUAUUAUUAGCUGCUAAGGUAUGUUGUAAGGAGUGCCAUUUGGCUUCAGAGGGUGUUGAAUAUGCAAGGAGAGUAAUUGCACGUGCUGAAUCAUCCAAUUAUCAUCUGAAAAGCGUGGGCCUCCAUAUCUUGGGGAGUUGUCUUGGUAAGAAGUCCAAGGUUGUUUCAUCAGAUUACCAGAGGUCUCUACUGCAGGCAGAAACAUUGAAGUCACUUACAGAGUCAAUCAGUCUUAACCGCUACAAUGCAGACCUAAUAUUUGACAUGGGAGUUGAAUAUGCUGAGCAAAGGAACAUGAAUUCUGCAUUGAGAUGUGCAAAGGAGUUUAUUGAAGCAACUGGUGGAUCAGUUUCCAAAGGCUGGAGGCUGCUAGCAUUGAUUCUUUCUGCACAGCAGAGAUUUUGUGAAGCAGAAGUCGUAAUUGAUGCUGCCUUAGAUGAGACAGCAAAUUGGGAUCAAGGAUCCUUACUUAGGGUAAAGGCUAAGUUGAAGGUUGCUCAGUCAUCACCGAUGGAAGCAGUGGAAGCAUACCGUACUCUUCUUGCUCUAGUUCAGGCCCAAAAGAGUUCCUCCGAAUCUACAAAGAGUACUCCAGAGAUAGUAGAUGGAAUGGUCAGCGAGUUUGAAAUCUGGCAAGGUCUUGCUAAUCUGUACUCGAGUCUCUCAUACUGGAGAGAUGCUGACAUAUGUUUGCAGAAGGCAAGAACCCUGAAGCCAUACUCUGCUACAACACUCCAUGCAGAAGGUUACAUGCAUCAGGCGCGCGACCAUACAAAGGAUGCUCUGGCCGCCUAUGUAAAUGCAUUCUCAACAGAGCUUGAACAUGUGCCAUCCAAGGUGGCCAUAGGUGCACUCCUCGCCAAACAAGGGCCUCGGUUUCUACCUGCGGCAAGGUGUUUCCUCUCAGAUGCCCUAAGAGUCGAGCCCACAAACCGGAUGGCUUGGCUUUACUUGGGAAAAGUUCAUAGGUCUGAUGGGAGGAUCACUGAUGCUGCGGAUUGCUUCCAAGCAGCAGUGAUCCUUGAGGAGUCAGAUCCCGUGGAAAGUUUCAGUUCACUCUUGUGA